GGGAGCAGGGGAGUGGGUAGAAGAAAAACAGGAGGUCAGGGAGUAGAAGAGACAGGAGGUGGGAAGAAGAGGAAGGAGGAGUGAGUGCCAAGGAAAGUCAAACACUUACCAGUGCAGCAUUGUACGUACGUGCUGCUUUGACCUCGCUGCGCAUGCGCGACGAAGCAAAGAAGGCGGUGGCUCUUUCACGGGCCGGGCUCGUAUAAUAUACACGUGAGGGUCUGGCUACUAGCGAUAUAUCGACUAACCUGUCCCCCCUCUAGCAGCUCUAGCUCUUUGGGCCUUUGAUAGUACGUGGUCUGUCGGCAUGAUGGCAACAAGGAGUGAAUCAAGACUGUCAGACAACUCAUGUGAUGUCCACAAUGAGAAAUCACCUCUCCUCACUGAGCAACAAACACCACUGGGAAGUGAAGGUGGGCCCGGAAAGGAAAAGAUGGCCGAGGAGGGAAAAACAGUGAGGGAAAGGAGGAAAAAAACUGAAAAGGAUUUUCAAACUAUCAAUGUCCCUGGCACUGGAGCAGCUCCACUGUUCAGUUUCCGCAAGUUGUGGGCAUUUACUGGACCAGGCUUUUUGAUGAGCAUUGCCUACCUUGAUCCUGGGAACAUUGAGUCUGACCUGCAGGCAGGAGCUGUGGCAGAAUACAAAUUGCUUUGGGUCUUGAUGUGGUCCACAUUUAUGGGUCUCAUAUUACAGGUUCUUUCAGCUAGACUUGGAGUUGUCACAGGGCGCCACCUGGCGGAGGUGUGCCAUGAUCAGUAUCCACUCGUACCACGCAUCUUCCUGUGGCUGUGUAUGGAGUUGGCCAUUAUUGGCAGUGACAUCAGGGAAGUGAUUGGCUCAGCACUUGCCAUACAUAUAAUUUCUCAGAGAACAAUCCUCUCUGUGGUAGGCGUGCUUUAUCACAGCAGUUGGAUCUACUUUCCAUCAUCCUCUCCUGGAGAGCUAUGGCCUGCGACCGCUACCUGGAGGCUUGGUUUGGAUUCGCUUGCUCAUUGCCAUCAUGUGUGGCAUGUUUGGUUGGAUGUAUGUUUAUGCUCAGCCAGCUCAAGCAGCGGUAGUUGAAGGAAUCUUUGUUCCCUGGUGUCAGAACUGUAGCUCUGGAGCUGUAGAGCAGGGUCUUGGUAUUGUGGGGGCAGUCAUCAUGCCACAUAAUCUCUACCUCCACUCUGGAUUAGUACUGAGCCGUGCCAUUUCAAGACAGAAUAAAGUUGAUAUAAAAGAAGGAAUAAAGUACAACACAAUUGAGUCUACCAUUGCCCUCUUCAUAUCUUUUAUUAUAAAUCUCUUCGUGGUCUGCGUCUUUGGAGCAAGUGUGUUUGGCUAUAACUACGCCAGUGAUAUCCACGGGAAGUGUGCUCAGCACAUUAGUGACCUUGCAACGGUCCAGAGGGAGUGUACUGAGCAAAUAAGCCUGCUGAAUGCAGCAGACUGUCUCUACUACCGCUUUCAUUGUCAGGAGUGGGUGCGCUACAUAUGGGCCAUUGGACUAUUAGCUGCUGGCCAAAGCUCAACAAUGACAGGUACGUAUGCAGGCCAGUUUGUGAUGGAAGGGUUUCUAAACCUUCACUGGGCUCGCUGGAAGAGGGUUCUCCUUACUAGAAGUGUAGCCAUGGUCCCCUGUGUCAUCAUUGCGAUCGUGGCAGUUAACAGCUUGGACUAUCUUGACGAAUAUAUCAAUGUGGAACAGAGCAUGCUGUUGCCGUUUUCCUUGAUACCUCUGCUGCAUGCCACCAGUAGUAAGACAGUCAUGGGUGACUUCAAGAACUCAAUACCUGGAGCUAUUGUUGUUUGGAUUAUAGCCAUCGUGGUGGUGGUGGUUAAUGUUUACUUCAUCAUCAGCACUGUGGCAAUUUCCAGGAAAGUGGUGGCAGCACACGUUUGCAAGCCUCGGAGUUUUAAUUUAUCUUUGUAUAGUCUUGCUCUAUGCAUUUUAUCCUCUGCUGGACCUGCUGUGGAAGAAAUAUAAAUCUCGAUGCUUCAAAUCAAGAGUUCUACACCUACAGAUGAACAAAUAACUGUUUUAUAAACUUAUUUUUCAUGCACUAUUUAUACAACCGCAGCUCAGACGAAUAAUUUAUAGUGGGAGAAUGCGAGGGUGCGAGAAAAAAAUGUUUCUAAGUAGAGUUGUGGGGAGCACAUACAUUAGCCUGCAUUUUCUUUGGGCUCAUGCACAGAAAGCAUAGUAGGUGCAU
Molecule: messenger RNA, 2193 nt
Organism: Geodia barretti
Lineage: Eukaryota; Metazoa; Porifera; Demospongiae; Tetractinellida; Geodiidae
Source: the annotation of a GenBank genome assembly